Chaetomium strumarium is the source of this 1788-nucleotide messenger RNA. RefSeq names its product cyclin-like protein. Lineage: Eukaryota; Fungi; Ascomycota; Sordariomycetes; Sordariales; Chaetomiaceae. Gene Ontology annotation, cellular component: transcription preinitiation complex; nucleus. The transcript has a single exon. The coding region runs from base 264 to 1331 and encodes 355 amino acids. Gene Ontology annotation, molecular function: RNA polymerase II general transcription initiation factor activity; TBP-class protein binding. Gene Ontology annotation, biological process: transcription preinitiation complex assembly; transcription initiation at RNA polymerase II promoter. The record is from RefSeq and is a predicted model, not a curated record.
GGGGCAAUGUCAAUGUCGGACCUCAUAUCUGAUGGAACGAACAACCACAGCAUGCGGAGGACCUGCAGUCCGUGGAACUGGAAGCAACUUCCCACUGCACGCUCCAUCCACUCUUCAAUCUUCUGUAGUCUGAGUCCUUCCCCCCUGCCUACCGCUCGCUGCUCGUCACUCGUUAAAAAGAUAGACAAAGAAACGGCAACUUGCAGAUUCAAGGGUCGCCGUCGUUUUAACUUUCUUACCGUCGCUCCGCGCUGCUUGGCAAGAUGGCGAACCCAUUCGCUGCCUUCGAGAAAGACACCAAAAGCGCCAAAGAGGCCAAGGGCGGCGAUUUCAAAGAGGAUCUCAACAUUAUCCUGAUGUGUCCGGACUGCAAGGAAAAUCCGCCUAACCUUGUCGAAGAGACGUCCUCGGGCGACAUGGUCUGCGGGUCAUGCGGCGUCGUUCUCGGCGAGCGUAUCAUAGACACUCGUUCGGAAUGGCGCACUUUCUCCAACGAUGACCAGGGGAAUGAUGAUCCCUCGCGUGUCGGCGAAGGCCCUAACCUCAUGAUUGACGGGGACCAGCUCCAGACGCAGAUCGCGUUCGAUGGGAAGAACGCCAGAAACUUGGCACAUCUCCAGAACAAGAUCAACCAAGACAAAGGAUCCAAGGCGCUCAUGCAGGCCUACCGCGAUAUCCAAGGGUUGACGGAUAGCAUCAACGCAGGCGCCCAGGUGGCCAACGCAGCCAAGCACAUCUUCAAGCAGGUAGACGACAACAAGGCCUUGAAGGGCAAGUCUCAGGAGGCCAUCAUCGCCGGCUGUAUCUUCAUCGCCUGCCGGCAGACAGGCAACCCGCGGACCUUUCGUGAAAUCUACGGGCUGACGAAAGUUUCGAAGAAGGAGAUUGGUCGUGUCUUCAAGCAGCUCGAGGCCUUUCUACAAAAAAUGGGCGGCGAAGACGCGGUUGCGCAGAACGCGCUCUUCAACCAGACGUACCAGGCCAAGGGAUCUACCAGUGCCGUGGAGCUGUGUGCACGGUACUGCAGCAAUCUGCGUUUUCGCAACCCCGUCCGCGUCGAGAACGUUGCUCGCCGUCUUGCGGAUAGAUCGACCCAGGUAUCUGAUCUGGCCGGCCGAUCCCCGCUCUCGGUCGCUGCCGCUUGUAUCUACAUGGCGUCUCACAUAGUGGGAGAACCCCGGAACACUAAGCAGAUCUCCGAAGUCUCGGGCGUGAGCGACGGCACAGUCAAGACGGCUUACCGGUUCCUCUACGCAGCGAGGGAGUCAUUCCUGACCGACGAGGUUUUCCCGGAGGGUAUUCCGAACACCGACAAGCUGCCGAUCAACUAGAAGGCGAAACCGCCCGCGGCCCAAACAUGGUCAGCCGCCCGAGUAGACUGAUCGGCUGUGUCCUUCAUCUGGCGUGUUAGGGCUAGACCGGGGGCGUAGGGCAGAAUGUAUUACUGGAACGUGCUAUUGACAGCGACUGCUCCUUUUGGCCGCAGCGUCUCCAUCCAUACGUUUGGAGGUCUUUGAGGGGCAAGGGACCACUGCGUGGGUUUUGGCGUUAUUGGGGGGAUAAUCGAGACUCGAGAGCAUGCAUCGGAAUGUGGAAUGGCACCAAGAUGGGUCAUGGACAAAGGAAUACCAGUUAUGCCGUAUCAAGUACCGGCUGUAUACCACCUUGUUUUGCAUCUCAGCCCAUAUCCCGGUUUGAUGAUAUCCGAAACAUUCUUUCCAGUGAUGAGACAGCCUGAGGCAGGGGACUUAUUGUUUUCGUAGAUGAAUGAUGGCCGUUUGAGUGCCG